Messenger RNA from Dentiscutata erythropus, 1167 nucleotides. The record is from the annotation of a GenBank genome assembly. NCBI's taxonomy places the organism in Eukaryota, Fungi, Glomeromycota, Glomeromycetes, Diversisporales, Gigasporaceae.
AUGAUAGAAAGGAUAGCAUGCUCUGAAUUGUCUUAUCCUACAAAUUGGAGUUUUGCUAAAGAUGUUAUAUUGUCUACUCACACAAUUAAAUACCCAAAAUUAGUUGUUUUAUUAACAGAUAUACUUAGAUCUGUCACCACUAAUUUAAACUAUCAUCCUCUAAAAGAACCACUAAUAGAACUUGAACCUGAAGUUAUAAAAUUAGAUUCAAAAAAAACUAGUGAUUUUAAAGGCUAUUAUGUCUAUUUUAGGCAUAUUAAAAAUGAAUAUCUUACAGAUGUAGCUAAAUAUAUUAUGUUUUCUCAUACUGUUAUACAAGUUCAAGAACAAUACUAUAAGUUAGUUCCUAAAAAAGAUAAAUGGAUUGUGUUCAGGCAUUGGACAUUGCUAUUAGAAGGUUUUAGCAGUUGCAUACAUAUAGAGCCAACAUAUUACAUGACAGGGAAGAUAUUACCAUAUAAAUAUAUUUCUGGGUAUAAUCUAAUGCUAAUGCCUAAAGAAAGAAGUCUUAAAACUUACUUAGAUUUUUAUUUUAAACCAGAGUAUAGUACUAUAAAUCAAGAUUCUAUUCAAGUAGAAGAAUUAAUAAAACAAAUCAAUUUAUUGUACCAAUCAGUUUCUUUCACUAUACCAACUUUGAAAACAACAAAAAAAUAUACUUCGAAUAUUUAUGACCUUUUUACAGACUACAAUUUUAUUUUUAACGCUCAAAAAGAACCAAUUAACCAAUUAAGAAACCAACGAAAAAUAGUUUGGUUUGCUUUGAUUAAUCUGGUUAAACACCAGUUUGCUCUUAUAACAGGUAAAACUAUUUACAAAUUAAUAGAUAGAAAACUCAAUAUCCCGGAUGAUAAAGAGUUGAUUUUAGAUCUUAAUCAAAUAGAAGAAUUUUAUUCUAAACAUUUUAAUAUUCCAGUUGAUCUGGGCAUUAAAAAAAUUAAAAAUGAAUUAUAUAAAAUAGGUAUAACAUUACCUGUAAGAAAGUUUGAGAAAGAGAUAGAUCUGAUAACUGCAGAUAUGUUAAAGAAACUGCAAGUUAAAUAUCCUCAUCCUGAAGAUAUAGAGAAAAAUAAAGAAAAAAAAAUUUGUGAGGCUGUAUUUAAUCAACUUUAUCAUCUUUUAGGAGAAAGUAAAUUUAUGAGUCCUGAAGAAGUUUUAUCAAAAUAG